GUUUCCAAAGACUAGAGAGUGAAAUGCACGGUAUGCAGAAGGACGCCGCCUCGGUACACGCAGGGAUAACCAUAACACAAGAGACAAAUGACGCACUUGUAAAAGCAAUUGGAGAAAUAAAACGGGAUUACGAAGAUUUCAAGAGGAGGACAUCCACAUUAUGGAAUGUUCAGGCCAGCGUGAUGUCAGUCUUGGAACAGGUUGACAUCAACAAGGAGGAACUGUCAAUUAAGAUCACCAACAUGUCCGAAGAUCUGACAGGUGUUGUCAAGUAUGCUGUGCGUCCUCUCCAUUCAUCCAUGUUAAGCGUUGUCGAAGAAAUGUCAAUAAUCAAAAAGAAACUCGAUUCCAUAGGUGUCCAAAAUGAUUGCCCCCAACACUGGAAGAGGUUUCAAACUUCGUGUUAUCUUCAUGUGCCUGAGCCUUCAUCGUGGAAAAUAGCGAAGUUUAUGUGUAAACAGACGGGAGCUUUCCUGGUUGAAAUCUAUUCCCAAGAAGAGGCUGAGUUUGUGUCAAGCAUAUUUGGAAACGAAACAAAUAAGAUCUGGACCGGCGCCAACAUUGGACGUAAGGGGACGUGGUUUUGGGAAGGAAGUAAAAGCGAAGUGCCCUUUGAUGAAUUCGGAGGUGGCUUCCUGAGCGGGCGAGGCAGGAAGUACUGUGGUGUUUUCCUGCCUGACACGCGUGUCCUUGAUGACGAAAACUGUGGACGGAACCAUGGAUUUGUUUGUAGAAUGUUCAAAAUGAGUCAAAAUUGAUUUCCUAACUAGACGAUAUUUAACAUUACCCAAUCCAUCAAGGCGCAAUUCGCUGUACAGAGUUGCGUCUUUCAGUUGAGCCAGGAACGUAUGAUCACGAGUUCGAAUCCGGUUCGUUUUAAUAAUGGUUUGUUUGUUUUUGCUUUAAGAACGUCUAAGGCCCGCAAUUUAUUUGGCUUAUUUCAAGGCUUGUUCAAAGUGGCGUAUAGUGUUUAACCCAACUCAUGCAGGGACAUAUUUACAGCACGCAUAGACAAUUCUUACUGAUUACAUGUCGCUGCUUUGAAUAAUUUCAUUUCAUUGUUCAGAUAAAUAUAUUCUUGUUUUCAUAAUUUCAUGUUAAUUUUGUUUUCAAAAUUAAACAUGAUGUUGCUAUU
This is a messenger RNA of Haliotis rubra (blacklip abalone), 1135 nucleotides long. RefSeq names its product snaclec A10-like. The record is from RefSeq and is a predicted model, not a curated record. The transcript has 5 exons. The coding region runs from base 24 to 758 and encodes 244 amino acids. Lineage: Eukaryota; Metazoa; Mollusca; Gastropoda; Lepetellida; Haliotidae.